AUGCCCGGUCCGUCACUAGCUAUUAGCCACGAUGGCCUGGGCCCAGUGUUCCUUGAGCAGCUGCUCAAGAGAAAUUCCAAUGCUGCCCUGCUGAUUAGCAGAGUGACAAACAGCCAGCACCAGCACCCGGUGAACAACAACGGGGCCGGUGGGGCUGCCGCGGGGAACAACCGGGGGGUGCGGAACCCCAACCUCAACCAGAACCCCCUGAUCAACGUGCGCGACCGCCUCUCCGCCCGCCUCUUCCCACCCUCCUUCCGCCGCAUCUUCGAGUUCUUUGUCCUCCUCAAGGCUCUCUUCGUGCUGUUCAUCCUCGCUUACAUUCACAUCGCCUUCUCCCGCUCACCCAUUAACUGCCUGGAGCACGUGCGGGACAAGUGGCCACGCGAGGGCAUCUUGCGGGUGGAAAUACAACGCAACUCCAGCCGAGCCCCCAUCUUCCUGCAGUUCUGUGAGGCGGAGAAAUUCCCGGGCAUGGUAAUUGAGCCCCUGCGCGAGGAGGAGGAGGAAGAGGAGGAGGAGAUGACCGUGGAGAUGUUUGAGAACAGCUCUGUCAAGUUUCAGCUGGACAUUGAGCCCAAGGUGUUUCUCAAGCCGUCCCGGGGAAGCAGCGUUGAGGCGCUGACGCAGGUGACCCAGAACGAAAGCCAGGAGUUCUCGUUUAGCGAGGCGACCACUAAAGUGUGGCCCCAAGAAGAGUACAUUGUGGAGUAUUCUUUGGAGUACGGGUUCUUACGCCUGUCUCAGAGCACGCGCCAGCGGCUCAGCAUCCCAGUCAUGGUGGUGACACUAGAUCCCACCAGGGACCAGUGCUUUGGAGACCGAUUUAGUCGCCUGCUGCUGGACGAGUUCCUGGGUUACGAUGACAUUCUGAUGUCCAGCGUGAAAGCGCUGGCCGAAAACGAAGAGAACAAAGGCUUCCUCCGCAACGUGGUGUCGGGGGAGCACUAUCGCUUUGUCAGCAUGUGGAUGGCCAGGACCUCGUAUCUGGCAGCCUUUGUCAUCAUGGUCAUAUUUACUCUGUCAGUCUCAAUGCUGUUGCGAUACUCUCACCACCAGAUCUUUGUCUUCAUUGUGGACCUCCUGCAGAUGCUGGAAAUGAACAUGACCAUUGCAUUCCCUGCUGCUCCCUUGCUCACUGUCAUUUUGGCUCUAGUAGGCAUGGAGGCCAUAAUGUCCGAGUUCUUCAAUGACACCACCACUGCGUUCUACAUCAUCCUCAUUGUGUGGCUGGCUGACCAGUAUGACGCCAUCUGUUGCCACACCAAUACCAGCAAGAGGCAUUGGCUCAGGUUCUUCUACUUGUACCACUUUGCCUUCUAUGCGUACCACUAUCGCUUUAACGGGCAGUACAGCAGCCUGGCUCUGGUCACCUCGUGGCUUUUCAUCCAGCAUUGCAUGAUCUACUUCUUCCACCAUUACGAGCUGCCGAGCGGCUGGAGGGCAGGGAAGAGGCGGUCCGUAUCUCCCUCGGACCGGAACCCUUCGUGCCCAGCGUCUCCCUGCAAGGAGCUGCAGAGACGUUCUACACCGCACACGAGCCGCCGGCCCCCAUCUUCCUAA
Molecule: messenger RNA, 1563 nt
Organism: Pelodiscus sinensis (Chinese soft-shelled turtle)
Lineage: Eukaryota; Metazoa; Chordata; Testudines; Trionychidae
Source: RefSeq, a predicted model, not a curated record